This is a messenger RNA of Salvia miltiorrhiza (redroot sage), 2392 nucleotides long. Its product is annotated as organellar oligopeptidase A, chloroplastic/mitochondrial-like. NCBI's taxonomy places the organism in Eukaryota, Viridiplantae, Streptophyta, Magnoliopsida, Lamiales, Lamiaceae. Bases 196 to 2295 code for a protein of 699 amino acids. The transcript has 17 exons. Gene Ontology annotation, molecular function: metalloendopeptidase activity. Gene Ontology annotation, biological process: peptide metabolic process; proteolysis. The record is from RefSeq and is a predicted model, not a curated record.
ACAUUAUAGCUUUUUCUUUGAUCAAUAAUUUUAAAAAGUGAACAUUUAAUAACCCAAGAUUCAACUGAAGAUGAAACAACGGUCAAAGGCGGCUCCUUGUGGAAAAUUAAAGGAACUCGAAACUAGAUUUUGGAACUUGAAUAAUUCUUCCUCAUAUCAUAGUUGAUCAUCAUCUUCAAAAUUUUGCCUUCUUCGAUGGCAUCAGCUGAGAAUCCAUUGCUGCAAGACUUCAUUUUCCCGCCAUACGAUGUGAUAGAGCCUAAUCACGUCUGCCCCGCAAUUCAAACCUUGCUCAUCCAACUCGAGAAGGAUUUGGAUGAAUUGGAGAAAACAGUGGAGCCCACAUGGGCAGGAUUGGUUGUGCCUCUGGAGAAGAUGAUAGAUAGGUUAUCAGUUGUUUGGGGGAUUGUGAAUCAUCUCAACUCUGUCAAGGAUUGCCCUCAGCUUAGGGCUGCAAUUCAACAAGUUCAACCCAAGAAGGUUGAAUUCCAGCUGAAAUUGAGACAGAGUAAGCUCAUAUACAAGGCCUUCAAGGCCAUCAGAGACUCUCUGGAUUGGGGAAAGCUGAGUGAAGCGCGCAAACGAGUAGUCGACUUGAAGUUGAAAGAAGCAGUUUUGUAUGGAGUUUCUCUCGAAGAUACCAGUCGAGAACGUUUCAACGAAAUAGAGCAGGAGCUAGAAAAACUUGCUCAAAAGUUUGAAGAGAAUAUUCUAGAUGCAACAAAAAGUUUUGAGAAAGUUAUUACAGAUAAAAAAGAAAUAGAAGGCUUGCCUUUGACCACCCUUACUAUAGCUGCAGAGGCUGCCAUUGUCAAGGGAUAUGAGAAUGCCACAGCUGAUGAUGGUCCUUGGAUAAUUACGUUGGAUGGCCCAGUUUAUCGAUCUGUGCUGCAACACGUUUGCAGCAGAUCCUUGAGAGAGGAAGUUUUCCGUGCAUAUGUGACUCGUGCAUCGGAUGGACCUCUGAAUAACACGCCUAUUAUUGAACGCGUUUUGGAACUCAGAUUGGAGAAAGCAAAACUCCUUGGCUUCAAGAACUAUGCUGAGGUGAGUUUAGAGAUGAAAAUGGCCACCGUUGAUACAGCAAAGGAUCUUAUUGAGAAGCUUCAUAAGGCUUCUUGGGGUCCUGCCAUUCGGGAGUUGGAGGAGCUGCGAGACUAUGCCAGAGGGCGAGGUGCUCAAGAGGCGAAUGAUUUGAAUCAAUGGGAUAUCAAUUUCUGGAGUGAAAGGCUUCGAGAAUCAACUUAUGACUUCGAUGAGGAAGAGCUACGCCCUUAUUUCCCUUUGCCAAAGGUAAUGGAAGGUCUCUUCAACCUGUCGAAAAAGCUAUUUGAGGUAGAUAUUGAGCCAGCUGAUGGCACAGCUCCGGUCUGGAACAAAGAUGUCAGCUUCUACAAAAUCAGAGAUUCUUCAGGUGCUCCCAUUGCCUACUUUUACUUUGAUCCGUACUCUCGUCCCUCAGAGAAACGCGGUGGUGCAUGGGCCGAUUUAGUUGUUGGCAGGAGUGGUGUGUGCUCGAGUGACAUUACCCGUCCCCGGUUACCAAUCACAAAUGUUGUUUGCAAUCUCACUCCACCAACAAGGGACAAGCCAAGUCUUAUGACCAUACGCGAGGUUGAGGCGGUAUUCCAUGAGUUCGGCCACGCACUUCAGCAUUUGCUAACCACACAAGACGAAGGCCUAGUAUCCGGCAACAAAGGGAUAGAAUGGGAUGCUGUGGAGAUUCCUUCUCUCUUCAUGGAGAACUGGUGUUACCAGAGGGAAACCAUAUUGAGCAUCGCCAAGCAUUAUGAAAGUGGAGAACCUCUACCAGAAAACACGUGCUUGAGAAUUCUUCGAGCAAGGACGUUUAGGGCAGGUACCCUACUGCUUCGUCAGCUGCGCUACGCUGCUGUGGAUUUGGAACUACACUCAACCUAUGUUCCGGGGGGACUAGAGUCUAUAUACGACGUAGAUCAAGAAAUAGGUAAGAGGACUCAUACAAUACCGUUGCUGCCAGAAGACAGAUUUCUUUGCAGUUUCAGUCAUAUCUUUGCAGAUAAAUAUGCAGCAGGAUAUUACAGUUAUCAGUGGGCAGAGGUAUUAUCUGCAGAUGCUUUUUCUGCAUUUGAGGAGGCUGGGUUGGAUGAUGAUCAGUCUCUUAGAGAAAUGGGGCGUAGAUUUCGUGAAACCAUUCUUGCCCUUGGAGGUGGGAAGGCACCCAAUGAGGUGUUCCUGGAGUUUCGAGGUCGUGAACCUACACCGGAUGCAUUUCUCCGCUACAACGGCUUGUUGCCCGCCGUUGCUGCUGCGUGAUGGUCACCUUUUCUCACAUAUCAUGUUGAAUUCAAAAUGGUGUAAGUUUAUUAUAUGUAUAAAACUGGUGGAUUUGCAACAUGACAUGGGUUCUUUC